AUGUUCCUGCAGUUUGACAGCCUUUUGCGUCCAUCCGGCAAAUGGAGAUUGAAGUAUGGUCAACAGAUCGGUUUGUGUAGUCGCAAGUUGAAUAUUAAUUGGGAUUGGCCAAGUGUUAGUCAAGGUUUAAGGAGUAAAUUAUGGGAGGACACAAUGGCAAGAUUCCACCUUGAAGAUGAUCCAGUAAUCAAAAAGAAUUUCCUCUCUAGUGUAGCUAAGAGAUUCAGGGACUUCAAGGGAAAGCUAGUGAGUGGCCAUAUUAUUUUUACAAGAAAGUUGAGCAAAAAUGAGGUCAAUCGUCAACCAUAUGAGAUUUGGAAAAACAUCCAACGAGAAGAUUGGGAGACAUUUAAAAAGUCAAAAACAUCUGACAUAGCAGUGCUUAAGCGUCAAAAGGCCCAAAAGAGUGCAAAAUCGAAUGAUAAUCCUCAUCACUUGGGACAAUAUAACUAUGAGGAUGCUCGGAAAAUAUGGAUCCACGAGGGCUUUUACCCAAAUUCUGAACAAAAUCGAGGUGAUGAUUGGUAUUGUUCAAUGCAUAAGAAAGACAAAAAAACAGGAAAAAGAUAUAUCCCAAAGCCCAAAACGAAGGCAAUUGCUGACAAAUAUAUAAGUAAUUCAAUUCUUGUGAUUUUCUAUAUGCGGCCCACGAGAUAAAGUCUAGUUCAUAAUGUGAUACACUGAAUGAUAAUGGAGUUAAAAUCUUGCCACUUAUUAUAUGAACUAGAGCCUGUGAUCGAUACUUUUUUUAAAUCAAUGGUGCUUAUAGUGCUUUCUUUGUUGGUUUGCUUGUGUAUAAGUUUUGAUGCCUAUUCUUUUAUAUAACAACUAUGAACAGCUGGAGAUUAAAGAA
Spinacia oleracea (spinach) is the source of this 853-nucleotide messenger RNA. RefSeq lists its product as uncharacterized. The coding region runs from base 1 to 657 and encodes 218 amino acids. The transcript is spliced from 3 exons. The record is from RefSeq and is a predicted model, not a curated record. Lineage: Eukaryota; Viridiplantae; Streptophyta; Magnoliopsida; Caryophyllales; Amaranthaceae.